AUGGAGACCUUUUCGAGACAACACAAACACCACGACGUCAAUAUCACAACCAAAGAUGUCUCUUCACGAAAAGCAAAACCUGGCCCUAUUCGUUCCUGGCUAUGGGAGACUCUGUCGUUAUUGUUGGCUCUGGGCUUGCUGAUAGCUACGAUUGUUAUCCCAGCACAGAACAACAACAGAGUCUUGAAACCAUGGCCGUACGACAUCAGUCUCAACACAAUUAUUGCUAUUCUCAGCACCUUUAUGAGAGCCUCGAUGUUGCUUGUCGUUGCUGAGCUCAUCGGCCAGAUGGGAUGGAAUGCUUUGCAGAAGCCCCGUCCUGUCUCCGAUCUUCAUCAUUUCAAUAAUGCUAGUCGCGGCAUCCUUGGAACGAUGAAGUUAUUCUGGACUGUUCCUCCACGACUCACGAGCAUUAUCGCCGCUCUUGUCAUUAUCGUAUCUCCUGCAAUCACUCCUUUCGCCCAGCAGUCUGUCAGUACAGUUCCUUGUGCAAGAACAGUCCAAGGGCAGGCAUCUCUACCAAUCUCUCAUUAUGUCCCUGCCAUCAAUUCAAGCUUUCAGACAGGUGCCGCCAGCAACGAACUUUCAGGUGAUAUGAAAGUCGCCAUGAUGAAUGGCCUUGUUAAUCCUACGGGCAAGGACACAGACGUAGCUGCAACUUGCUCUACUGGAAACUGCACAUUUCCAUCGAAUUCCCAAGGAAUAACCCAUUCCUCUGUUGCCAUGUGCAGUGCCUGCAUUGACACCUCGGAGUUCAUCGAAUUAAACAUUAGCAAGAAAAACGCUAGUGGAGCCGGGGGCUACGCCGGCAAGAUUUACAAUUACACUCUUCCAAAUGGGCAGUGGCUUCAGGCAAUCGACAGCAGCCAGGUAAUGGUCAUGUCUGGAGAUUUAGAAUGGGCGUUCGACACGCCUAACUCUAGGUUUGCCCAGUUGGCCAAAGUCGCUAUUUCGAACAUCACGACCCUAAGCUUCACGCAAAAGGGCUGCAACGUUACUACCAGCACAAACGCAACUUGUCCUGAGGAUAGGCUGACCUCAAAGGUCCCAGUGUCCCUGCGCUAUCAGAAUGCUGUAGCAACUUCAUGUGCCCUGUACCCUUGCAUCAAGAAAUACUACGGCAAGGUGGAGAGGGGAUCGCUUAUUGAGAAGGUGGUUGACGAGCAGCCCAUCGAUUACAACAGGGCUGCCAAUGACGAGGCAGGAAAUCGUGUUGGCGUACAAACCCCCUGUCUGAUCGAUGGCAAGGAAUACAAACUUGCAAACUUUUCCCAAACCAAGGAUCCCUCAGACUCUGAAACAAUUGUCCCGAUCGACGGUACCAACUACACAGUCCCGCAUCAAUGUGUCUACAGACUCACCUUUCGGUACCGGCAAGCACUCAGACGCUUCAUUGAGAAAACACUCUUCAACACCGUCUGCUUGGCCAAUGUUGUCGGCGGCGCAAAAGACCAGCUUGAUUGUGGCGACCAGUGGUGGCUACCUCCACUCUACAACUCAACGUUCGAAGGUCUCGAUGCUUCUUUUGACUUGUUCACAACCGCCAUAACAAACAAUUUCCGCAAGCAGGGUAUAAAGGCUAUAAGAGACGGUUCCCUGGAAGAUAAUGACAAAGCUACAGGUCAAGCUACAGAGAUGGCUAUCUGUACUGUGUUUGACUGGCGGUGGGUGCUGUUGCCGGCUGGUCUGAUGGCCAUCACGAUGCUCUUGUUGAUAGUCGCCGUUGUCCAGGGGUUUACUAACCCCGGAAUGCCAGUGUGGAAGACCUCAAUUCUUCCAUUGUUGUUUUAUGGGCCUAACGUGGUGGGCCACACGCAGGAGACGGACCUGGACGAUUUGCAGAAGGAGGCUGGAAGGGUGAUUGGGGACGGAAAGUUGAAGAAGCACUUUUGGGAGCAGGGCGUCAAAAGGAUCUAA
Messenger RNA from Fusarium mangiferae, 1917 nucleotides. RefSeq lists its product as uncharacterized. The transcript is spliced from 2 exons. The record is from RefSeq and is a predicted model, not a curated record. The coding region runs from base 1 to 1917 and encodes 638 amino acids. NCBI's taxonomy places the organism in Eukaryota, Fungi, Ascomycota, Sordariomycetes, Hypocreales, Nectriaceae.